Messenger RNA from Medicago truncatula (barrel medic), 1119 nucleotides. RefSeq names its product casein kinase 1-like protein 10. Gene Ontology annotation, molecular function: ATP binding; protein kinase activity. The transcript is spliced from 13 exons. Gene Ontology annotation, biological process: protein phosphorylation. The coding region runs from base 1 to 1119 and encodes 372 amino acids. The record is from RefSeq and is a predicted model, not a curated record. Lineage: Eukaryota; Viridiplantae; Streptophyta; Magnoliopsida; Fabales; Fabaceae.
AUGAUGGAUAUUGUUAUUGGUGGAAAGUUCAAGCUUGGAAGGAAACUUGGGAGUGGAGCAUUUGGGGAGCUUUAUAUGGGUGUUGAUGUGAAAACUCAAGAGGAAGUGGCUCUUAAGCUGGAACAUGUGAAGACAAAGUAUCCUCAGCUUCUGUAUGAGUCUAAAUUGUACAGGCUUCUGCAAGGAGGAACCGGCAUACCUCAUAUAAAAUGGUAUGGAGUCGAGGGUGACUGCAACGUGAUGGCUGUUGACCUUCUUGGACCAAGUCUUGAAGACUUAUUUAAUUACAGCAAUAGAAAAUUCUCCUUAAAAACAGUAUUGAUGCUUGCCGAUCAACUAAUAAAUAGAGUAGCGUAUAUGCACUAUCGUGGAUUUCUGCAUCGUGAUGUAAAGCCCGAAAACUUUCUGAUGGGUUCAGGCAGCAAGAUAAAUCAGGUGUACAUUAUUGACUAUGGACUUGCAAAAAAAUAUUGUGAUCUUAAAACACAAAGGCACAUACCAUACAGGGAAAACAAGAGUCUCAUUGGAACUGCUCAAUAUGCAAGUUUUAACACUCACCUUGGAAAUGAACAAAGCAGAAGAGAUGAUCUAGAAUCGCUUGGUUAUGUUCUAAUGUACUUUUUGAGAGGAAGUCUUCCAUGGUAUGGGCACGGCAUGAAAGCUGUCACCAAAGAGAAGAAAUAUGAAUGGAUAAGGGAAAAAAAGAAGCUAACUCCAAUAGAGGUCUUGUGCAAGUCACAUCCAACAGAGUUCGCGUCAUAUUUCCACUAUUGUCGAUCAUUGCGGUUUGAAGAUAAACCUGAUUAUUCAUAUCUUAAGAAACUCUUUCGGGAACUAUUCAUUAGUGAAGGUUAUCAGUAUGACUUCGUAUUUGAUUGGACUACAUUGAAGGAUCCACAAAGUGGUUCCAUUUCUAAAACAAGUCCAAAUGUGAAACCAGUCUUAAAUACAGGACCAUAUGAAGAGAGAUUAGAACGGCCUACAGUCGGAGAAGAGAUUCGUGAUAGAAUAUCAGGUGAAGUUGGGGCAUUUUCAGGAAGAAAUAAUGGCUCUGGGGACAGACUGCAGCAUAGGUCUUUGGCAGAUCCGUCGUAUGCACCUUCAGAUGUUCUUCCAUGA